UUUUACCAUCUCACACUCGCACUCUGGGGCUCAGAGCGUGUCUUUCUGUCAGUCAUUGCGAGAUGUUCAGUGUUUUAUAGAGUCUGAUUGUGGGUCGUUGUGGCUUUGUGCUGAACAUCGUGAGAGAAGGUGCAAUGCGGCUGCAUGUGAGCUGGCUGGUAUUGUUGCUGCUUGGGCUGCAGCUUGGUGGCGCUCAGCAAGACGACUAUGAAGAAGACUAUGAUGAAGAAGAAGAGGAACAGAGGAACAUCAGAAGAAAAGCCAAAAGCAAGCUGCUCACGUCUAAAGUUGCUCCGAAGAACUACGCUCAGCUUUUCCCAAAUACUGACUGCAGUGUUGAGCUGGCGUUUUUGCUGGACAGCUCAGAAAGUGCCAAGGACAACCACGGCCAGGAGAAGCACUUAGUCACCGAAGUGGUUGAGCGCAUGCAGAAUACGCAUCUUCAGAGUGGCCGCAGCCUGAAUUUUAAAUCUGCACUUCUUCAAUACAGCAGUCAUGUGAUUUCUGAGCAGACCUUCAGCCAGUGGAGGGGUGUAGCCAACUUCAAAGCCAACAUCGCACCACUUCCCUAUAUAGGACAGGGCACAUAUGUGACAUAUGCCAUUACUAACCUCACGCGCCUUUACCUAAAUGAAUCAGGACCCGGAAGUGUCAAAGUGGCUGUGCUGCUCUAUGAUGGAGAGUCCCAUCCAAAAAAUCCAGACUUGUUUUCAGCUGUGGCUGAUGCCAAGAACCUAGGAGUUCGUUUUUUUGCCAUCGGUGUCACACCUGCUGCCAGAGAGACGUCCAAAAUCGCCCAGUUGAGGAUGCUGGCCAGUUCUCCAUCGAGCCGCUACUUACACAACCUGCAGGAUAAAGACAUUGUCAAGAAGAUUGUCCAAGAGCUGAUGGCGUUGGCAGAAGAGGCGUGUCCUAUGGAGAAGAAAUGUGUGUGUGAGAAAGGAGAAAGAGGACCAAGUGGCCCAGCUGGGAAACGGGGUCGACCAGGAGAUGAUGGAAAUCCAGGGCCUAAAGGGCAGAAGGGUGAGAGCGGUCAUCAAGGGCUGCCAGGGCUAAACGGCUCUGAGGGCAAACCAGGAAGUAGAGGAGAACGGGGAGAGCGAGGAGAAUGUGGGGUGCCUGGUAUCAAAGGAGACAGAGGUCCUGAAGGUCCAGUGGGCAUCAGUGGAAACAGAGGCUUGCAGGGUUUGCCUGGACCUCAGGGUGACAUUGGGCCCCAGGGACCACCAGGACACAAAGGAGAGAGGGGUUUUCCUGGACCGCCUGGACUUCAGGGUGAAACAGGAAUUGGAAUUGCUGGACCAAAGGGUGAAAUUGGACUUCAAGGCAGAGCUGGACCUCCUGGACCUCCAGGACUCGGAGAACCUGGGCUACCAGGGCCUCAGGGGCCACAGGGAGUGCAGGGAGAUAAAGGACCUCCGGGAGAAGGGUUCCCAGGGCCAAAGGGAGAGAGAGGACCAGAUGGACUGAAGGGACCGAGAGGACCAGCAGGACCCGGAAUAAAAGGAAACAAGGGCGAUUAUGGGCCUCCUGGAUCACCUGGACCAACCGGACUGCCUGGAUUAGGUGUACAAGGAGAAAAGGGAGCCGAGGGACCACGUGGACCCCCGGGGUUCAGAGGCCCACCCGGAGAAGGUUAUCCAGGACCGAAGGGUGAUCAAGGACUGCCAGGAGAAGCGGGAGCACCAGGAUUGACUGGAUUAGGAGAACCGGGACCAAAGGGUGAACCAGGAGUUUCAGGGAUAUCAGGUUUACCUGGGUUACCCGGGGAGGACGGUGCUCCUGGACAGAAGGGCGAACCUGGUGCUCCAGGUUUGAGAGGACCGGAGGGAUCACCCGGUAUUGGAACACAGGGUGAAAAGGGAGAUCAUGGCCAGAGAGGAGUCCGUGGAUUAGCAGGACCUCCAGGACUCACUGGACCAUCAGGAGCAAAGGGUGAACCAGGAGGACCGGGCCGUCCCGGCUUGCCAGGACCUCCAGGACGCGCAGUAACCGGAGCAAAGGGUGAUGUAGGUUUACCAGGUCCUCCAGGACCAUUUGGGGAGACGGGGUACGGACUUCCUGGACCAAAGGGUGAUCGUGGAGAUGCAGGUCCUCCUGGUCCCUUUGGGCCUCAAGGAGACGGUUACCCUGGUCCACCGGGCCCACCUGGGCUUCCCGGGCUUCCUGGAGAGCCCGGUCCAGAGGGAUUGGGAUUUCCGGGUCCAAAGGGUGAUAUUGGGUUUAGAGGUUUGCCAGGACCACCAGGACCACAAGGAGAGGGUCUGCAAGGGCCACCAGGCACCAUUGGAAGGCCAGGACCUCCUGGUCCAACAGGACUCCCAGGGCAGGGGAUACAAGGGCCGAAGGGUGAAUUAGGAGCUCAGGGCUUGAUUGGGCCAAGAGGACCAUCUGGAGAAGGUCUUCCAGGGUCAAAGGGUGAUCGUGGUGCCCCAGGGGAUCGGGGGCAGAAAGGGAUCAAAGGUGACAUUGGGGACCCUGGACAUUCAGGCCAACCAGGUCGACAGGGAGUGAAGGGAGAGUCAGGCUUGACGAGAGAAGACGUCAUCAGAAUGAUACGAGAAAUCUGUGGAUGUGGGAUUAGAUGUAAGGAGCGUCCGAUGGAGCUGGUGUUUGUGAUCGACAGCUCGGAAAGUGUUGGCCCUGAGAACUUUGAGAUCGUGAAGGACUUCGUGACGGCACUGGUAGAGCGAGUGACGGUAGGAAAUCGUGCCACCAGAGUCGGCCUCGUGCUUUAUAGCCUGGAAGCUCGACUGGAGUUUGACCUGGCCAGGUAUGCCACGAAGCGUGACGUCAAACAUGCCAUACGCAGGAUGACUUACAUGGGCGAGGGCACUUAUACAGGCACGGCCAUCCGCAAAGCCACGCGCGAGGCCUUCCGCAGCGCUCGAUUCGGGGUCGCUAAAGUCAUCGUGGUUAUCACAGACGGGCAAACCGACGAGCGUGACUCUGUUAAACUGGAAAUGGCAGUCCGGGAGGCGCACGCCGCCAACAUUGAGAUGUUUGCUCUGGGAAUCGUGAAUGCCAGUGAUCCAGGACAAGCCGAAUUUCUGCGCGAGCUCGAUCUCAUCGCCUCAGACCCUGAUAGCGAGCACGUCUUUCAGAUAGAUGACUUUAACACCCUACCAGCUCUGGAAUCCAAACUGGUCAGUCAGUUCUGCGAGGAUGAGAACGGUGACAUCUUCAACCGCAUUAACGGCAAUGGAUACAAUAACCAUCUUAACCGCAUCAAUGGGCUCCUGUAUGAGAUCGAUAACAACGGAAACCGAAUCGGCAACGGCGGAUAUUAUCACGGAAACAAUGUAGACCCAACACACUCCAGGACACACUCUGAAACAAACUCUGGUACACACAGUGGGACGUCCAACAGAACUCACAGUGGGACAUAUACUGGUUCUCACAGUGGGACACACACUGGUAUUCAGACUGGGACACACACUGGUUCUCAGACUGGGACACACACCGGUAUUCAGACUGGGACACACACCGGUACUCAGACUGGGACACACACCGGUACUCAGACUGGGACACACACUGGUACUCAGACUGGGACACACACCGGUACUCAGACUGGGACACACACCGGUACUCAGACUGGGACACACACUGGUACUCAGACUGGAACACACACCGGUACUCAGACUGGGACACAUAUAAUUAUUCACAGUGGGACACACACCCAUACUUACAAUGGGACAGACACCAAUACUAACGAUGGGACACACACUUUGACUCACGGUGAUACACACACUGUCUCAGUCAGUCAGGGAGGAGGAAGAGGAGACAGUCUUCCAGCACCCACUCCAGGGGUACCUCAUGUCGUAGACAUUCACACACAUGGCGGCUCAGAGCACAGCAACCGGGGAGAUGUUCCAUCUUCAAACAACAGACCAUCUACACAUGGGAGACCUUCCACCUCCUCUUCAUCAUCAUCUUCAUCAUCCUCAACUGUCAUAACAUCAUCCACUUCGGUGCAUUAUAUUCCUGCCCCAAGACCCCCCUUACCUAAAGAAAUCGUGCCCUUGGACCCACGCUGUGAGCUGGUUCUGGAUCAGGGUACGUGUCGGGAUUACAAUAUACGCUGGUACUACGAUCGCAAUGCCAACGCGUGCGCGCAGUUCUGGUAUGGAGGUUGUCAUGGCAACCGUAAUCGCUUUGAUACUGAGGACGAGUGCAAGAAGACCUGUGUGGUCCCCCGAACAGGUGGAUGAGGGCAUUGAUGACGCUCAUGAAACUGACUUAUAAUAUCUGCAAUACCUCAUCUGUCAAUCACCCUGAGAGACAUGUGCAUGUAAAUUUGCUUCAAUGUUUCCUUUCUCACACUCAUAAGCUUAAAGACAGUGAGUCGUUAUGUAAAUAUUUUAUAUCCUUAAAUUCUGGAUUAUCUGUAAGUAGACUUUCAUUUUACAUCAAUGGAGUCUCCAGUUUCAUUGCUUUGUAGGAUUUUGCUUAAUGACAGGAAUAUUCACCUGACCAUAAGCUUGGUAUCUACUUUGUGAACAGACCAUUCCACAUUCAUUCCUCAUUUUUGCUGUUAUAAUAACCUCCACUUUUCUAGCAAGAUGUUCAACUAGAUUUUGGAGUGUGCAUUGAGAAAAUCAGGUACUGAUAUAAGUGAGGCCAUGGGGUUCCACCAGCAUGAGAAAUUUAUCGUAAAGGUGUUUAAUAGGGUUGGAGUUCUACAGCAGGAGAUCUUCCAUUCCAAUCUGUGUAAAAUGUAUCUUUAUGGAUCUGGCUUUGUGCACAGUGGCAUCAUCAUGCUGGAGCAGGUUUGGAUCUCCUAGUAUAAAUGAAAGGAAAGUCUCAUGCUACUGCGUCCAAAGACGUCCAAUACAAUACUGUACCUCAAAGUUUUGUGCAAACAGUAAGGGAAAGAACCACAAAUGGUUGGAAAAAUUCAAGUGUCCCAAUAUAGUGUCUAUAUAUUGUACUUCUCUAAACAAGCUGAGUUUUCUAAUAAUCACAGUCUAUGUAACGUCUUACUUCCAUGUGUUUUUUUUUUUUUUUUUAUUAUAAUUAUUAUUUUAGAAAAUCUGUAUGGUUGUUUGUAUUAUUGUUUGUAAUAUUUUAACUUUGUA
This is a messenger RNA of Silurus meridionalis, 5078 nucleotides long. RefSeq names its product collagen alpha-1(XXVIII) chain-like. The transcript is spliced from 36 exons. The record is from RefSeq and is a predicted model, not a curated record. Gene Ontology annotation, molecular function: serine-type endopeptidase inhibitor activity. Lineage: Eukaryota; Metazoa; Chordata; Actinopteri; Siluriformes; Siluridae. The coding region runs from base 135 to 4211 and encodes 1358 amino acids.